GGCUCUUCUUAUGAAUCAACUCACAGUCAAGGGCUUGAAGAUGUUGGGUCAGUCCAUUGAUUCUUCCUAUUCCAGCAUCCAGAAACUUGUUAUCAGUCACUUGCAGAGUGGCUCUGAGGCACUGCUGUAUCAUCUGAGCGAGGUCAAAGGAAUGGCGCUCUGGAAGCAGAAGUUUCAACCUCUCGGCCUGGAUCCUGCAGCCAUCGAGGAUGCCAUCGUAGCAGUGGGCUCUUUUACCCUGAAGGCCAAUGAACUUUUACAGUGAGUUUAAUCUUAUUCUAC
Sinocyclocheilus rhinocerous is the source of this 282-nucleotide messenger RNA. Its product is annotated as anaphase-promoting complex subunit 4-like. The record is from RefSeq and is a predicted model, not a curated record. The transcript has 4 exons. Lineage: Eukaryota; Metazoa; Chordata; Actinopteri; Cypriniformes; Cyprinidae. Gene Ontology annotation, biological process: anaphase-promoting complex-dependent catabolic process; protein K11-linked ubiquitination. Gene Ontology annotation, cellular component: anaphase-promoting complex; nuclear periphery. The coding region runs from base 11 to 265 and encodes 84 amino acids.